CCGGCUGCCUCCAGGUGGACUCCCUUUGACCCGCUCCUCCCCGCCCCGCAGGUGCUGUCGGGAUGCGGAGUCUAUGACGGGACUGAGCUCCACGAGGCCUCCGCGGUACUGGUUCACUUGAGCCGCGGCGGGGCCGAGGUCCAGAUCUUCGCUCCUGACGUCCCUCAGAUGCACGUGAUUGACCACACCAAGGGGCAGCCUUCUGAGAACGAGACCAGGAACGUCCUGACCGAGUCCGCGAGGAUCGCCCGUGGCAAGAUCAGCGACCUGGCCCAGCUCAGUGCGGCCCAUCACGACGCUGCCAUCUUCCCCGGGGGCUUCGGAGCUGCCAAAAACCUGAGCACGUUCGCCGUGGACGGGAAGGACUGCAGAGUCCACGCAGACGUGGAGCGCGUCCUGAGGGAGUUCCACGCGGCCGGCAAGCCCAUCGGCUUGUGCUGCAUCGCUCCCGUCCUUGCAGCCAAAGUGCUCCGUGGCGUCGAGGUCACCGUGGGCCACGAGCAGGAGGAAGGUGGCAAGUGGCCCUAUGCGGGGACUGCGGAGGCCAUCAAAGCCCUGGGCGCCAAGCACUGUGUGAAGGGAGUGACCGAAGCUCACGUGGACCAGAAGAACAAGGUGGUCACGACCCCGGCCUUCAUGUGCGAGACGGCGCUCCACCACAUCCACGACGGGAUCGGGGUCAUGGUGAAGAAGGUGCUGGAGCUCUGUGGGAAGUGACGGCGCCGCGGGCCCCGCCUCCUCCACCAGGUGGAGCUGGUGGCCUGCUUCCUGGCUGCUGUCCUUGGGCAGGACACGUCUGCUCACACCUGCAGGUGUUUCCGGUCUGAAGAGGGGUCCCGGGGGCAGCAGCAGCCCUCGGGGCGGAGGCUGGCGGGCGCGAGGAGCCUCUGGCUGCCAGAGAUUAAGACGGGACCUGCUUUUUCAGGGAGGGAAUCGGGGGGCACAGCCCACCGUCUUAGCUUUGGCCGGCUGCAGGGUACCUGCUGUUUCGGGGGGGAAGAAUUUUUAAGUUUAUGGGUCUAGUAAUUAGGAGCCACGUUACCGUCUCCCUGGGCAAUCGGGGGCUCUCUGCUUUGGAGUCACACGUACUGAAAGGACAUGCGGGUUCACCGGAGGCCAGGGGGACGGACGGCCUUUCCAAGCGGACAUCGGGACGGCCGUGCAUCCCCGAGCUGGCACGCGGGAGCACAGACGAGGGCGCUAGCUUCCAGAAAGGACGGGAGGGGGUGGCGGCCCGCACGCACGGGCGUGUGUGUGUGUGUGAGUGUGUGGUGGGCCCGCGGGGGUUGGGGUACCGUCGCGUCCAUCCCGGGCUGCAAGCACAGCCAGAGCGAGACGCACGGAGCAGGGGCAAUAAAGCAUCUUGUAGGCGCACCAG
Molecule: messenger RNA, 1378 nt
Organism: Suricata suricatta (meerkat)
Lineage: Eukaryota; Metazoa; Chordata; Mammalia; Carnivora; Herpestidae
Gene: GATD3
Product: glutamine amidotransferase like class 1 domain containing 3A
Exons: 6
Coding region: 169-717 (182 amino acids)
Cellular component (GO): mitochondrion
Source: RefSeq, a predicted model, not a curated record